CGGAGUUGAAGCGUGCUUGGACCCAGACGGCGAUCUGUGUUUGGGUUCGGACUCUGGGAGGAUUUUGGCUUUGGUCGCCUUCCUCUUUCAGAAGACUCGAGAUCGGCCAGCAGGUCUGCGAGAUUUGAAACGCGACUGUUACUCCUUGUUUUCCGGUUCUGGCCGCGGGAGCCUCUCGGGAAGCGUGGAAAGAAGGGUAGGGCGUAUGCCUAGUGACCGCCUCUGGUUGUCGGACUCGCGGCUGGCGCCGCUACGUGGAGUCGCUCUCUCUUCGUCACUUUUGGUUGCAGACUGGUUGAGUAGAAGUGCAGACUGAUGCUUUAAGACUCGGGGAAAGGUCUUUCCUUUAUCUCCACCCCAUCAAGCACCCCAGAGACCUUGGAGAUUUGUCUUGUUUCUAGACACGUGUACUCGAAUGUUGUGCGGAGGACUUAAAUAUUCGAGAAGAAAGUGGGAACUCCUGGAAUUUUAAGAGAUUUCUGUGUAUUUCCAAAGCUUUUAACUACCGGCAGCGUGGGAUUCGUGAUUGUUUUUCGCCAUCGUGUGGCUCCAACAUGUCCUUCCCUUCUUGGUUAAGUCACCUGUACAGGGGUUUAUCCAGACCCAUCCGAAGGACCACCCAACCUAUCUGGGGUUCUCUCCACAGAAGUCUGGUGCAGAGUUCACAGAGGAGAAAUCCAGAAUUCAGUAGCUUUGCUGUCCGGACCAACACAUGUGGAGAGUUGCGUUCGUCUCACUUAGGUCAAGAAGUCACCUUGUGUGGAUGGAUUCAGUACCGAAGGCAAAACACAUUCUUGGUCCUAAGAGAUUUCCAUGGGCUUGUUCAAGUUGUCAUUCCCCAGGAUGAGUCGGCAGCCUCUGUGAGGAAGAUUUUAUGUGAAGCCCCUGUGGAAUCUGUGGUGCAAGUGUCUGGUACAGUCAUUUCCCGUCCUGCAGGACAGGAGAAUCCAAAAAUGCCAACAGGUGAGAUUGAAAUCAAAGUUAAAACAGCUGAACUUCUGAAUGCCUGCAAGAAGCUGCCCUUUGAAAUUAAGGACUUCAUGAAGAAAACAGAGGCUCUUCGGUUGCAGUAUCGCUACUUAGAUUUGCGUAGUUUCCAAAUGCAAUAUAACCUGCGACUGAGGUCCCAGAUGGUCAUGAAGAUGCGGGAAUAUCUCUGUAAUCUGCAUGGAAAGGGUGCCAAAGAGUUUUUAGUACCAUCCAGGGAACCUGGAAAGUUUUAUUCUCUCCCUCAGAGUCCUCAACAGUUUAAGCAACUUUUGAUGGUUGGCGGUUUAGACAGAUAUUUUCAGGUUGCCCGAUGUUAUCGAGAUGAAGGUUCAAGACCAGACAGACAGCCUGAAUUUACUCAGAUUGACAUAGAGAUGUCUUUUGUAGACCAGACUGGGAUCCAGAGUUUAAUUGAGGGUUUGCUCCAAUAUUCCUGGCCCAAUGACAAAGAUCCUGUGGUUGUUCCUUUUCCCACUGUGACUUUUACUGAGGCGCUGGCCACCUAUGGAACUGAUAAACCCGACACUCGCUUUGGAAUGAAGAUUAUAGAUAUCAGUGAUGUGUUCAGAAACACAGAGAUUGGAUUUCUUCAAGAUGCACUUAGUAAGCCCCAUGGAACUGUGAAAGCCAUAUGUAUCCCUGAAGGAGCAAAAUACUUAAAAAGGAAAGACAUUGAAUCCAUCAGAAAAUUUGCAGCUGACCAUUUUAAUCAGGAAAUCUUACCUGUAUUCCUUAACGCCAAUAGAAACUGGAAUUCUCCAGUUGCUAGCUUCAUAAUGGAAUCGCAAAGAUUGGAAUUAAUAAGACUAAUGGACACCCAAGAGGAAGAUGUGGUCCUACUAACUGCUGGAGAGCACAAUAAAGCAUGCUCUUUGUUGGGAAAAUUACGACUGGAAUGUGCUGACCUUCUAGAAACAAGAGGAAUGGUGCUCCGUGACCCCACUCUGUUCUCUUUUCUUUGGGUGGUAGAUUUCCCACUCUUCCUCCCCAAGGAGGAAAAUCCCAGAGAGCUGGAAUCGGCCCACCACCCAUUUACUGCUCCCCACCCCAGUGACAUACACCUGCUGUACACUGAGCCCAAAAAGGCCCGUAGCCAACACUAUGACUUGGUUUUAAAUGGCAAUGAAAUAGGAGGUGGUUCGAUUCGAAUUCACAAUGCAGAGCUACAGCGUUAUAUCCUGGCAACUUUACUAAAGGAGGAUGUGAAAAUGCUCUCCCAUCUGCUCCAGGCUUUAGAUUACGGGGCACCCCCUCAUGGAGGAAUUGCCUUAGGGUUAGACAGACUGAUAUGCCUUGUCACUGGAUCUCCAAGCAUCAGAGAUGUCAUAGCCUUCCCAAAGUCCUUUCGGGGACAUGACCUCAUGAGUAAUGCCCCAGAUUCUAUCCCUUCUGAGGAACUGAAGCCCUACCAUAUCCGAGUCUCCUGGCCAACAGACUCCAAAGCAGAAAGAGCUCAUUGAGUCAUGUAUACCAUCCAAAAAGUUAAGCUUUUAGGUUUUGUCCUCUUUGCUUCCCCAAGGCUAAAAUCAGAUCUAGAGUUCUGCCACAGGUCUGACAAUCAAGUCUUUAGAUGGAAGGAAUCCAGGCAACAUUCUUCGCCACAAUGAAGAAACAGAAGAUACCCAAUUUUGACUCGAUCUCAUGCAUCAUUCAGAUUUUUUUUUGGUUAGGACUUUUUUUUGAAGUUCCUUUUUACUUAGGUGUGAAAGAUGGUUCUUUGUUGGAAUAAUAUAGUGGUUUAGUGUUUUCAAAUCAUGUUUUUCAUACCCAGAUAGUAGAUUAUUCACUUACGACAGAGGUAAUCAGAUCAUGUGUGAAAUGUGGGAAAAUGCUUGCCCCUGUAAACUAGUGAGUUGAUAGUUUGCUUCAUAAUCCUCAUCAAGAGAAUCAUAUAAAUUAAGCUUUAUAAUGACAUUUCAACCAUCAACAUAAUGUAAUGAGUAGCAUAUUUUAUAAUAAUGUAGAAAACAUCACUGAAAUGAGAGUCACAAAUUUUUUUUCAGCCUGAGCAAGUUACAUAAACCUCUCUUAGCCUCUCUUCCUGCUAAUGUGUAAAAUACAUACUUGCCCUGGCUACCUCACAGGGCUUUUAUUGCUGGAAUCAGAAGAGAUAACAUAUAUGGAAGAUAAGUGAAUAAAAGUACUCUGAAAAACUAUAAAGCAUUCCAGAAAUGUGAGAUGAUCUUAUCCAUCCAUAAAUAGGUAGAUAUAUCUCUAUAUAUUUAGUUUCAGAUUAAACAAAACUGACAUCAAUAGUAAAAGUCAUUUUACUUA
This is a messenger RNA of Mandrillus leucophaeus (drill), 3264 nucleotides long. It is a transcript of the gene DARS2, whose product is annotated as aspartyl-tRNA synthetase 2, mitochondrial. Gene Ontology annotation, molecular function: ATP binding; aspartate-tRNA ligase activity; nucleic acid binding. The record is from RefSeq and is a predicted model, not a curated record. Gene Ontology annotation, cellular component: cytoplasm; mitochondrion. Gene Ontology annotation, biological process: aspartyl-tRNA aminoacylation. The transcript is spliced from 17 exons. NCBI's taxonomy places the organism in Eukaryota, Metazoa, Chordata, Mammalia, Primates, Cercopithecidae. Bases 555 to 2450 code for a protein of 631 amino acids.